AUGAAUCAUUAUACUACGUUACCUACUAGUGAGCCACCAACUUAUGAACAGGAGCAAAGCCCAAGGGUCGAGGGUGAUAACAUUCCCGAUGAUUUCAAGUACUCCGUAGAUGUUGCAUCCUGUGAAUUGCCAAUCCGUCAAUUAUUUAUUAGAAAGGUCUAUACAUUGUUAUCAAUUCAAAUAUUUGGUACCGUAUUGGUCGGACUUAUCAUUCGCUCAAACAGCUCUAUUCAAGCAUGGUGCUUUAACAAUAUGUGGCUUUUCUUUGUGUCGCUUAUUGGUUCAAUUGGGUUCAUGAUUGCCACUCACAUUAAAGCUAGAUCUUAUCCAAGUAAUUUAUUAUUAUUGGGUGGAUUCACAUUGUGUGAAGCCUAUGGGGUCGGUGUUGCUUGUUCAGCAAUUGAAUCUGAGGUAGUCGUACAGGCUUUGUUGAUAACAUUUGUUAUAUUCAUCGGAUUAACAUUAUUUGCUUUCCAGACUAAGUAUGACUUUAUUAGUUGGCAGGGAACUGUUAUGAUGGCAACAUGGGUUUUAAUUGGUUGGGGCUUUAUAUUUAUGGUUUUCCCAAACCACUCAUCUGGCAUGGAAAUGUUAUAUUCGGGAUUGGGGGCUAUAAUAUUCAGUAUCUAUAUCAUUAUAGACACCCAAAGGAUAAUGAAGACUGUUCACUUGGAUGAUGAAGUUCCGGCAACACUUUCCUUAUACUUGGACAUCUUGAAUUUAUUCUUAUUCGUUUUACGUAUAUUGAAUAACAGAAAUGAUUAA
Molecule: messenger RNA, 765 nt
Organism: Debaryomyces hansenii CBS767
Lineage: Eukaryota; Fungi; Ascomycota; Pichiomycetes; Serinales; Debaryomycetaceae
Exons: 1
Coding region: 1-765 (254 amino acids)
Cellular component (GO): membrane
Source: RefSeq, a predicted model, not a curated record